Astyanax mexicanus (Mexican tetra) is the source of this 3500-nucleotide messenger RNA. It is a transcript of the gene il1rl1, whose product is annotated as interleukin 1 receptor-like 1. Lineage: Eukaryota; Metazoa; Chordata; Actinopteri; Characiformes; Acestrorhamphidae. The transcript has 11 exons. Gene Ontology annotation, molecular function: interleukin-1 receptor activity. The record is from RefSeq and is a predicted model, not a curated record. Gene Ontology annotation, biological process: signal transduction. The coding region runs from base 460 to 2127 and encodes 555 amino acids.
GUGUGUGUGUGUGUGAGUGUGUGUGUGUGAGUGUGUGUGUGUGCGUGUGUGUGUGUGUGUGUGUGAGUGUGUGUGUGUGUGUGAGUGUGUGUGUGUGUGUGUGUGCGUGUGUGUGUGUGUGUGUGAGUGUGUGUGUGUGUGAGUGUGUGUGUGAGUGUGUGCGUGUGUGUGUGAGUGUGUGUGUGUGAGUGUGUGUGUGUGUGUGAGUGUGUGUGUGUGUGUGUGUGUGUGUGUGUGUGUGUGUGUGUGUGUGUGUGUGUGAGUGAGUGAGUGUGUGUGUGAGUGUGUGUGUGUGUGUGUGUGUGUGUGCGUGAGUGUGUGUGUGUGUGUGUGUGUGUGUGUGUGUGUGUGUGUGUGUGUGUGUGUGUGUGAUACAGAGAUUAAGCAUCCUUUGUAAGUGAAGGAGUGUGUUCUGAGUACUGAUGUCUUCGCCGCUGAGGAGAAACACCAGACCAGAAGAUGGAAGCGUUAUGGAUGAUUAUCAUCUGCUCUCUGGCUGAUCUAACUGAAAGCUCCAAACACAUGGAUGGAACAGUGCCAUGUGCCACACCUCAGGUCCCAGAAGAAGUGAAAGCAGUUGAAGGGGAAGCAUUGUACUGGCCAUGUCCAAACUCAGACUGCAGCGAGGAAGCAGAACACUCUCUGAUACAAUGGUUCAAAAACAGCAGUGGCACCAUCCAGCCAAUCACAGCAGAUGAGCGGGCCCGAGUCCAUCAUCACGGCCCUGUUUUAUACAUCCUGCCUUUGACUCUGAAUGACUCGGGCCUUUACAUCACACGCUGGUGGGAAAAGAAUAAGACUGGCUGUGAUGAGUUCAAAACUGAGCUUGUGGUUGGUGAGAAGUUUCACACUGAGUUGAAAGAGAACUCAGAAACUGUGCCGAUUACAUGCCCAGCCUAUGACAACCAGACCAAGAGUCUGACAUGGUACAAGGAUUCACAUCUGAUUCCUAAUGAGUCUAAGAAAACUCUGUACCUUCAUAACACACAGAAGAAAGAUGAGGGCAUGUAUACCUGUGUGUGUACCUGGGAGCACCAUGGUAGACAUUACAACACCAGCGGAUCCAUCCACCUGGAAAUCAAAGAUCCUGGGAUAAGCUCCAUUCCGAAGAUUUUACAUCCCAGCAACAACUCAGUGAAAUUCAUAGACCUGGGUUCUGAGGUGGUUCUGCAGUGCUCCGUGUUCUUUGGCAUUAAUAUAAAGCAAUAUUGCUUUGUUGACUGGCUCAGGAACAACGCUGAGCUGAUCGAAGAGACGGGAUACACCAUUCACAACUGGAACGAACGUGAUACAUUUUACUCUUCUCUGACAAUCAGUAAGGUUUCGGAGGCGGACCUGCAGUCUGAGUUCCAAUGCAAAGCCUAUAACCUGAAUAAGUGGGUGAAUGUGAUCAUCACUCUCAAAACCACGGGUACUUGUCCAAUUUUGCUCUCUCUACUAGAAUCAGAUCUCCUGCUGGUUGUGACGUAUCUUUGCACGUUUCUGAUUGUGCUCCUGGUUGCUGGUACAAUAAAAUGGUUUGCUGUGGAUCUGGCCUUGCUUUUCAGAGGCUUGUGUUUCAAACUGAAGAAAACAGAAGAUGGAAAGGUAUACGAUGCAUAUGUGAUCUACCAGAAGGACAAUGUGGAUGAGAAAACAGCUAAUUUUAUCAACAGAGUUCUCCCAGCUGUCCUGGAGAACAGCUGUGGCUUUAAACUCUACAUUCACUGCAGAGACGACCUGCCUGGGGAAGACUGUAUGGAGCAGGUAGAAAGGGUAAUGAAGCUCUGCCGGAGACUCAUAGUUGUGCUAACUCCAGGGAUCAGCCAAGGACAGCAGCUUCCAACUCCACACGGUUAUGACUGGCAGGUGGGAUUGUAUCAGGUUCUGGUUCAGCAAGAAAUGAGCAUGAUUCUGAUCCAGCUCGGGAAAAUGAAGGACUACUCCCACCUGCCACUAGCGCUGCAGCAUCACCUGCAGAAGACCCCGCCAUUAAAGUGGAGCGAGAGAAGUCCGCAUGCCACUUCUGCUAGCUCCCGAUUCUGGAAGCAGGUCCGUUACAUGAUGCCGGCAGUUCCAGCUCUGCUGUGUCCAAAUUUUUGUUCCGCUAAGAUUCGUUCAUAUGAACUUUCUGAGACAUGCUGCUAAUCCAUUAGCAUAACCACAAUCCUUUUGGUUUUCCUCAAUAUCCCCAUUGUGUUUUUGUUAGAAAAAAGAUGUGUUUACAAUACAGUGUUUAUGUAUUAUUAUUUUUUUUUGUCUUUUAAAUUUUACCCCAUUUACCCCUGAACAAUGAAUCCACAGGAUAAGCCCACGUCACCUCCCAUACAUGUAAGUAAGACUCCACCUCUUUGUUAACCGGCACCAUCAAUGCUCAGAGGAAACCGCCAGAUCCUCAGCUCUGAUACAUGAGGGGAGAGCGCUACCUGCUGUACCCACCCAGAGAGAAACAGCAUGACAUACUGUACUCUCCACCCUCCGGCUGCUUGUAGAAACAAUAUACAGGAAUCAGAAGAGUUUUGUGCAAAAAAAGAUUUUGUUAAUGAUUAUUUUUCACAAGCGCAUAAAACAUGGAACCGUGGUGAACCUUUCCAGAAGUGAUUAGCUGACCCAAAUUAUUCCAAAAGGGCAUGGACAACUCAUCCAGCAGGUCUAAAAAAAAACCCAGAAAACAUGUAAAGAACUGCAGGUCUCACUUGCCUGACAAGAUAGAAGGGGAACAUUUUGGAAGGUGUGUGUCCUGUUAUAUAGCAUAAAACUAUUUCAGAAAAAAAAAAAUCUGAAAAAGAACAUCAUCCUUAAAGUCAUGGUGGUGAUAUUGGGAUGGUGUGGGCUGCUUGCUGUAAUUAAUGAAACCAUGAAUUUAGCUCUCUACCAGAAAAUCCUGAAGGAGAAAGUCCAGCCAUUAAUUUGUGACCUUCAGCUCAGACGUACUGCAGUAGGACAAUGAUCCGAAGCACACCAAAAUAAAAGGAAGGUUUUGGAAAGACCUAGUCAGAGUUUGAAUAUGAUGCUGUUGCAUGUUUCUUAUCGCUGUCUUAUUUUAAUAGUCAUGUAAACAGCAUACUCUGAUUUCUUAGAUCAUAGUAAGGCGUAAAAUGUGCUCAUAUUUCUUAGCUGAGAAAGUUAGAUUUGUUGAAGCUGACUCAGAUAAUUUGGAUAAGCAGCUGAAGCUGUAGUGGAUCAAAAUUGAAAUGGUCAAAACUGAGCAGCUGAAGAGUAGAGAAACAAAGCCUGGUCUGAUGAUAUAGUUAUCUUAUUUUAUAUUAUAUAAAUGCUGUCUUUUAAUUAUCAAUCUAUAUUCUAUGCACUGGCCCGUCCACACUGUAACUGAAGGCCCCCCUUUAUGUACAGUAAAUUUAAAUGAAGGUUACUUGAUUGAUAUAAACUAAUCCUCUGUUAGAAAUGUCUAGUGUUUCUAAUGAAGUGCUUAGUGAGUGUGUGGUACAAAAGGAAUAUGAAUAUUACAUAUCUUUAUCUGCUCUGUAGAAAGCUGCCUGCAUUAAAGCAUCCUGAUCUCC